This is a messenger RNA of Colletotrichum godetiae, 1980 nucleotides long. RefSeq names its product S-adenosyl-L-methionine-dependent methyltransferase. The record is from RefSeq and is a predicted model, not a curated record. Gene Ontology annotation, biological process: cellular response to biotic stimulus. The transcript has 4 exons. Lineage: Eukaryota; Fungi; Ascomycota; Sordariomycetes; Glomerellales; Glomerellaceae. Bases 1 to 1980 code for a protein of 659 amino acids.
AUGCCUUCCCCGAGUCAGAGCCUGGCCCUGGGGUACGUCAUCGUACUCCAGGGUCUCUGGCUCUCCUUCGCAGGCAGUCCCAUCAUUGACUUCGUUCUCAGCGCUUUUAUAGCAGUCCCCGUUACCGCCGCUCUCUGGCUCGUUGCUUCCGCCAUCAGCCCUCGCAUCAGCGAGGCCGUUCUCCUCCCCGGCCAUACUAUCGAAUCCUACAUGACCUUCAAGCAUCCGGAAAAGGUCACGUACCGCGGCAAGAGAAAGAUCCCGAUGGCCACCUUCUGUCAGUUGUACCUCAAUGGAGACGUCGAGCUGAACGGAGACACUCUGGCUAUCCUCGAGAAAAGACAUGACUGGGCUUCCUUCCGUCUGACUGUCGGUCUCAUCUACCACGUUCUCUUCAAGCUCAUCCCAAAGAUGGCUGAGGAUCUCUGCUUUCAUGACUACGAGGAACUCGACGUAGGCCUGCUGCGAGGCUUCCUGGGACCGCGCAUGAUGUACACCUCUGGUAUCGUCCGCGACACCAACAACGAAGAGUCUCAAGAGGAACUCGAGAACAACAAGCUCGACAUCAUCUGUGAGAAGAUUCGACUUAACCCAUUCGAUAGAGUCCUCAGCAUCGGUUAUGGCUGGCAAGCGUUAGCCAACCACGCCCGUCGUAUCUUUCCCAAUGUUCCAUUCACUGGCCUCACCCAUACCAACGAGUAUAUCAACAUCCAGGCCAUCAGAGGCGGAUACAAGAAGAUCAUCUGCACGCAUCUCGCCCAGCACAAAGGCCCCGGUAACUUCAUGGCUCUGCACACAGGCCCUGGCGAGUGCUCAGACUUCCUCAAGCAUAUUCACGGUCUACUGUCCAACGACGGUAUCUUCUUCGUCGAGGUCGCGGGCGCGGACAAGUCUUGGCAGUACGAGGACCUCGUAUGGAGACUCCUCAUGGCCAAGUACGUCUGCCCCGACGCCGUCCCCUAUGCCUCGCUCGGAUCCUUGACCAACCAGCUCGAGACCGCCGGCUUCAGAGUCAACAGCGUGGACAACAUUGGUCGCCACUACUCUGAGACGGUCCGGAAGUGGUACGGUAACUUUGUCUGGAAUCGAGACGCUUUGGUUGUCAUGUAUGGCCCCAAGGUCUACCGGACGUUCGAGUUCUUCUUGGCCUACAUGGUCAUCAUCUUCGGCCAAGGCCGCGCCAAUACGUACCAGAUUGUUGUCACCAAGAAUCCCAGUUCUGUCAACCGAACUGAACCUGAGCCUGAAGUUGAGGAGUCUUGGGAUCUCUGCGACACGUCAACAGACGGCUUCAACGGGGAGUGUCAGCAAUUCGUCAGGAAAGAGGGAACCCAGAGCAAGACGCUCUGGGGAUGUCGCGAGACAGGCUUGCCGUGGGAUCCCAUCGUCUACCUGUAUACCGCAUCGUCCAAUUUGCUUCCUCCAGUUCUUUUCACCACCACGGCUUCUUCUUCUUCUUCUUCAGCAGAGACAACACGUACCACAUCCGUGCCAAACUCCUCCUCGAUAACCCCAGACGACAAGCCCACCGCUUCCGUCCCAUCGGGCCCGACACUCUCAACAGCCUCUUCAACAAGCGCGCCGACGCCAGAGCCUUCCAACGGCAGCGGCGGCGGUGGCGCUUCAUCGAGAGGCUCUCAGACGGGUGCCAUCGUCGGCGGCGUCCUCGGCAGCGUAACCAUCCUUGCCAUCGCCGGCUGCGUCGCUACAUGGCUCGUCGUGAGAUGGAGACGAGAGACAUCGGUCCGGGAAGAAUCGAGGAGCGGCGGUCACGUCUCGCCGUCUCCCAGCCACGAGCUUGUUGGCGAUCAGCCGUGUGUGUCUCCUAAUCUGAAAGAGGGAGGCGGAGGAGGAGAACAGUGGGACUAUCAGCCCAUGUCGCCCUUGUCACCCGCGUCCUCGUCUGCGCAACGGGAUGAGUUUCAGGCGCCGGCGAGCGAUUCGAUAGGGAGCGCGAUGAAGCCUGCAGAGUUGGGUUGA